Molecule: messenger RNA, 798 nt
Organism: Didymodactylos carnosus
Lineage: Eukaryota; Metazoa; Rotifera; Eurotatoria; Philodinida; Philodinidae
Source: the annotation of a GenBank genome assembly
AUGACUGAAAUUGAUGAUAUUAGUCCAUUUCGUCUGAGAAAACACCAACAGCAAGUAGAUGACUCAAAUGUCAAUGUUUUACCAAAAAAGAGUAGACAAAAAACAUCACAAAAACAACGUUCAUCGUCAAAAACAAUCGAAACAUCAACUCAAAUAUGUUCAUCGUUAAUUACUUCAGAAACCGCUGUAGCAAGAAGACGAUCAACAACAACUACAAACACAAAAGAAUUAUUAACACAACAAGCAUUGACAACAACAAAUGAACAAAUAUUGCCCAUUAUUUAUUUCGGAUGUGAAAAACGAUCAGGUGAUGAACUAUGGGAUACAACAUAUUUUUUAUCAUUAUUAUUUGAACUGUUAGAUGAAUAUAAAGUAGAUACAUAUGAAGAAUAUCGUUUAGCCGCAUUUAUCAUUUGUCGAGUAAAUGAAAUUGAUUUAAAUAUGCCUAUACCAGUACGAAUUAUUAUUCGGAUGUUAAAAUAUUUUCAAAAUGUUCGACUAAAAAUCUUAAUUCUGUUAGAACUUAUUUCAGUCGGUGAGAAAUUAACAUGUCAAAAAGGUUUAAUGCUUUUGUGGGAAUUUUCAUCGUAUGGGUAUAUGACACUAUUUUAUGUUGUGGAUCGAAUUAAAUUUUCGCUCGUGGAUAAAGCAACAAAUUGGAAAACUUUACUGUCAAUAUUUGAACCAAAAGAAAACAAAAAGCAUGCCGCUUACAUUAUACUAGAUGAGAACAAUUUUUAUAAACCCAAUAGAGCAUCAAUUAUGUGGGGCUCGUGUCAGUUAAAACGACAUUUUUAG